AUGGAAGAUAUCAUAGAGAAGGGAAGACCGCCAGGGGAGCCACCAGAUGCCCCUGGUUCCUGGGUAAGGAAAGUAAUAGGGUGUAACGUGGGAGGGAUGCCUGUUCCGGAGGAGGUUGUGGUAGAGGAGUUUGUAGAAUCGCGACUGAAGUUGGAGUUUCCGAAUGGAGAAGAUGGAGAACCGGUGAUAAAGAUAGGGGAGGAGGUGCUGACGGCGAUAAAUAGUCUAUGGAAGAGAUGCAUGAUCGUUAGGGUUCUGGGGAGAAACGUUCCUCUCUUAAGCUUGAGUCGGAAGCUAAAGGAGUUAUGGAAACCGAAAGGGUCGAUGUUUGUGAUGGAUCUCCCUAGGCAAUUCUUCAUGGUGCGAUUUGAGUUGGAGGAAGAGUAUAUGGCUGCCCUAGUAGGGGGGCCAUGGAGGGCAUUCGGGAGUUAUCUUAUGGUACAAGCAUGGUCACCUGAAUUCGAUCCGCUGAAGGAUGAGAUAGUCACGACGCCAGUUUGGGUGCGUUUAUUGAAUAUCCCAGUGAACUUUUACCAUAAAACAAUUCUGGUGGGAAUUGCGAAAGGAUUAGGAAGACCGAUUAAAGUUGACCUGACAACUUUAAACUUUGAGAGAGCUAGAAUUGCCAGAAUCUGCGUGGAGAUUAAUCUCCAUAAACCAUUGAGGGGGACAGUAAUGAUAAAUGGUGAGAUGUACUUUGUUUCAUAUGAGGGAAUUUCAACUAUUUUCUCGACAUGCGGUAUGUAUGGACACCUAGUUCACGCAUGCCCACGGAAUCUUAUGGAGAGAGCCCUUGCACCUGUGACCGACCCACUGAACAUGAACCUUCAGAGUACCGCACUAACAGGGAAUGAGAUGGACUUUACACCAGCGAGACAGACAAGGAGAAAGUCUGAGCAACAAAGGAGUACACGGAGUUCUAUGAGAAGUAAUGAUGGGAGAGCUAUGAUGGGGAGUAAGAUAAGAGAAGUACGUAAUGCGGAUGUGGCAAAGGAAGUAACAGUGUCAAAUAGAUUCGGAAGUUUACGUGAGGUAGAGGUGACGGAGGUACGAGAGGAUGAGGAGGGAAGAAAUGAAGAGAAUAAAGAAAAUGAGAACAAUGUGAACAUACGGUUGGGAGAUUCGAGUGGAACGCGUGUGGAAGUGAUGGCCUUUGGUGUAACGGGGAACAAAGGAAAUAAGUUGUUUACUCGAGUGGCUCUAAAGAGAAGAAGACAAGUAAUAUGA
Brassica oleracea var. oleracea is the source of this 1227-nucleotide messenger RNA. RefSeq lists its product as uncharacterized. Lineage: Eukaryota; Viridiplantae; Streptophyta; Magnoliopsida; Brassicales; Brassicaceae. The transcript has a single exon. The record is from RefSeq and is a predicted model, not a curated record. Bases 1 to 1227 code for a protein of 408 amino acids.